AUUCAAAACUUCCUCCCAGGUGCAUUAAAUUCCAAGGGCCCUUGAUUCACACCCUGCCUGCACCUUGUCUGAUAUCCUCCUUUUCACCCUCUCUCCUCCUUUCUCGCAAUAUAUUUGAACAUACUGUUGAUUUCAGUUUGGUAUGGAGUACCACGCCGUUCCUCUGGAGGAGCGCGCAAAGGACGACAAGGGUAACAUUUUGCCUUGGGGCUAUGUAUACAAGGAUGAAUCUCGCAACCCACGACGGCCACCAGAGGAAACUGGACCAUUCGGAAAGAGGAGAAACGCGCGCUACGAACAUUCCCGAUCGCGUACCCGUACUGGAACUCCAGCCAAGAAAGAGAAUCCUAAUGUCGCAGAGUUUGGAAGACUGUUCGCUCAACAACAAGAAGAGGAGAAGACAAGAAACACCCUUCCCAAGUCGUCGUCGUCAUCCAACAUCGAAAACUCGAGAAACCAGACAGAAAAGAUUGCGACAGAAUGUAUACUCUAUGGAUAUAGGAAUAAGGACUCCGAGUGGAAGGUGAUUGAUAAGUUUGAGCGGAUUUCGCGAGGAGUGAUCUGUGAAGACUAUCCGCGAAGCGACCCCAAUUCUAGCAAUGGGUAUUCCCAGCUCCUCAGCGGCGGGGAUGUAGUUAUCCGUGCGAAUCUGUCUGCGGAUGCAAACCGGAAGUCGAAGCGAUAUGCAGGUGGUUACCAUUGGAUCAAGGUCACAUUCGACUCGGCGAAUGCCGCAGACGUCGCUUGCUUCUACUCUCCCCAGACAAUCGACGGGCAUCUUGUUUUCUGUGAAUUAUAUCAUGGACAGGGCCCAGCGGAGGACAUUGCAAUCCCUAAUGGUUCGACAGAGGCCCACCGCUUCCAGUCGAAAGCGGCCAGAACGUUGACUACCUCGCACUCCACCACUUUCCUCCAGAGCAAAGAUAAAGAACGUUCCACCCUGCCUCGAUCCUUUGCCCUGAAUAAUCUCGCCAGCGUUGCUGAUGCGGAGGAACUCGCAUCUCUGCAAUCCACCACCACGACUGUGAGCUCAGCAACAGCCACUGGAAUCGAGCAAGCCACACUUCAACAGCGACAUGUCGCGAAAGAACCCAAUCCCGAGUCCGAGUACAUGACGCAUAUCCCAACUGUCCGUCGAACGAAGCUUCGACCACUGUCAGAAGCUCUUCCGCCACAGCCCACGGUCACAGAGCGUGUGCUACGGUCGAUCCCGAUUCUCAGCUGGUUCACAGGUGAUAUCGUAGGCGACGGUCCGCAGCUCCGGGAAGAUGGGACCUUUGAUUACGAUAAAUCCAAUUCGUAUUGGCGAUUCUGGUAUAUGGUCGACAAAAUCUUGGGGACCGAUAUCUGCGGGCUGCGAGAGGAAUCGUGAUACACUAACUAGCCCACCAACCAACCCACCAACCAACCCCUUGGUCGUUUUCGUUCCCAUUACGAUCGAUACUUUCUUGCAAUCGAUAGGGGGCUCACGUUCCAUGACCUUGCCUACCUACCACAUUCUUAUACCCUGAUGCAUGUAUGAUAGAUAUACUGUUUAUGUGGCGUGUGUAUCGUUCCUGAAUUUUCUUUCCAGGGCCUGUUGCUUUGUACGGGGGGUUAUAAUAGCAUUUUUCGUCAGGGGCGCUUAGGAUAUUGUAAUUGCGGCAUCAUGGUAGUUAAUUAGCAGCGGAGGCUAAUAAAACGCGUGAACUGGUUCG
This is a messenger RNA of Aspergillus ochraceoroseus IBT 24754, 1697 nucleotides long. RefSeq lists its product as uncharacterized. Lineage: Eukaryota; Fungi; Ascomycota; Eurotiomycetes; Eurotiales; Aspergillaceae. The coding region runs from base 143 to 1372 and encodes 409 amino acids. The transcript has 2 exons. The record is from RefSeq and is a predicted model, not a curated record.